Messenger RNA from Physella acuta, 3487 nucleotides. Its product is annotated as PRADC1-like protein. Lineage: Eukaryota; Metazoa; Mollusca; Gastropoda; Physidae. The record is from RefSeq and is a predicted model, not a curated record.
CAAUUUUGAAAUGGGAUUGGCGGUCUACGAAGAAAUGUCACUGCUGAGGUGUACCAGUACCAUCAGUGCCACUCUCAUCUUCCCUGUUAUUUUCACUUAUUAUAUUUUGGCAACGACUGUUGCAGUCUAUGUUGCUGCAGACAUUGAAAUAGCAACUGCGCCAGAUGAAUAUAUUGUGUUUGAAGAGUCAUUGUACUUUGAAAUAACAUGGCCAGCCUCCCUGAUGUAUACAUACAAGUUGAAACAAGCAAGAGAUUUUGGUACCCGUUUUGACAAAAUAUAUCAAAAAGUAGAAAUGGUGUUAGCAGACCCUGAAGAUGCCUGCCAAGAUUUAUACAAUGAUGUCCCAGGAAGUGUUGUGCUUAUUUUGCGUGGGGGCUGCUCUUUCCUUACAAAAACCAAAGUGGCAGAGAGAGCAGGUGCUUUGGCGGCCAUAAUAGCCGAUAAUGAUGAGAGCAAUGACAGUAUUAUGAUUGACAUGGUCAGUGAUAGCACGGAUCGAGUUGUUAACAUUCCCUCAUUUUUUCUUGUAGGAAAAGAUGGGUCAAUGAUUAGACGACAGCUUUAUGCCAUCAGAUCAGACCAUGCAAUCAUUAACAUUCCGGUGAAUCUGACUGGGAAAUCAAUUGUAGAAGCUAAAAGGCCACCUUGGACUAUCUGGUGACAGAAUAACGUGUUAAAGGGAUAAAAUUGAAAGAAAUAAUGUUAUCUAUUUUUUAAAACUUUUACAGUACAACAUUUUUAUUUUAAAUUUUGUUGUUUAAACUGUUGUUUUUAUUAAAAAUGCAUGUUCUUGAAUAAUCUACAACCAAUCAACCACAAAAAUGCUUUUUAUUGACAGACACUAUAAUUAAAGGAAAAUGCUUUUUAUUGACAGACACUAUAAUUAAAGGAAAAAUGUAUGAUUGCUAUAAAUUAUCUUUGUACAUUUUAAAAACCACAGUGUAUUCAAAAAAUGUAUUGAACAAGAAAAUUUUUAUAAUUUAAUUUGUUUUAUAGCUUAAUAUCCAACUUUUAAACAAUAUUAAUUCCUUUAAAAAAUUAUUUUAAAAUUAACUAGGUUUAAUGGUGAGUUCACAUUUAAAUACACAAAAGAUAACAGCACAUUUUUGUCAUUCUAUAAAUUAUAAUUAAUAUUAUGGGAUGCAAUUGAAACAUGUUAAGAAACUAUUUGUGAAUGGGUUUUACCCUUCAAAUGAGUUUUAAUUAAAUUGUCAAAUAAUGUUUUUAAAGAAAUUGUUAUAUUAUAUUUCAUUUUUAAGGUGUAGGUUGUUGGUUUUUUUUUUUUAUGUUUAAUUUUUACAAUUUGUUUUGUAGCAAAACAGGAAAUUCAUAAUUGUUUUGUACUUCCUGAAUUGAAUCCAUUUUUUCAAUGAUAUGCUGUUUUGUUUCAAGUAUUGUUAAAACCUUCUCAAUGGAAAACAUGUGAUAACAAAGAGGAUAUUGCAUGUUUAUUUGAAUUGUUUAAAGAAUCCACAACGAAAGUAUAGGCUAUGCACUGGACUCAUGUGCCCAUCUUAUAUAACCUUUGUAUUCAGUCUAUUCCUUCCUUGCGUGUGAUGCAAAAAGAUCAGUGUAUGAUCAAUUUCAAAACAUUUUUUUAGCCUGACAACUUGCAUGUUAACUUUACAAGUAUUGUAACUUAAAAAUGUAUGCAACUCUGCCUUAAUUUAUGUGAGAGCUUAUUUUAAAUAUUAAAUUUUUUUUUUUAAAUAUUUGAAAUGGCUGCAUGUUGCUCUAUAGACUACAUAGAAUGAAUAUUUACCUCACUGUUGAUCCCCAACAGCUGGUAUAAAUAAUACUUCACUGUGUAAACAUCUUGUGCAAUAAAUAAAUGUACUAUGAAUUUGUUGUCAAGGUUCCACUAUAUUUAAAAACUAUGUCAUUGUAAAUUGUUUUGAAGCUUUUUUGUAUUGCAUAACAUAUUUAUGAAUAUUAUCUUCUAAAUCUAUUCUUCAAAUAAUAAAAUUAAAAUUAUUUAAUUUGAAGUUGCCAAUUUUUUUUAAUUGUUGCCAUUAGUGCUUAUGUCAUUAAUGCAUGUUUUUUUCAUUGUGAAGGAAAAAAAAUUGUUAAUAACUUGUUUUAAAUUUGUUUGUUUUUUUACUUUAACCUCAAUAAUCAAAAUGUAACAUGGAUUUACCAGAGUUUUUAGGUAAAUGAUGAUUGGUAUACAACCAUUGUAAAUUGUAUUUAAAUCAGUAUUCCAACUGGUUGGAAAUGUCAAAAAUAUUUUUUAAUUCUCUCUUCUCAUCUUUCAUCCAUAUUGGAGAACUAGUUCACCAACUAUAUUCAUUCUAUUUUUGAUGAUUUUAUCAUGUUCUUUAGGCUUGUGUUAGUCCAGCUGUGGUACUGUGAUGUCUAUUUAAACACACUAGCCCUUUUUGUUCAACAAUUAUGUGAUUUAAUUAUUCAUUGCCUGCAUUUGAAUUCAAAUGUCAAUUGUUUGGCGUAAUUGUGAUUACUGUUGGUAAAAAAAUAGGUGACAGCUUUAACUACUAUACUAGUGAGUAUUGUUGUGUGCUAGUUCGUUAUAUUCUGUAUUAUAUCUCAAGGGAGUGAUUAGAAUUGUAUGUUGCACAUUGUAUUUACUGAAUAACAAAAUAAUUAAAGUAACAUUUUUUCUCAGAAAAUGUGUGAUGGUAUCUAGAUCUUAAUUCUCACCAUUUAUAAAAGUGUUCUCCCUUGAUUUGAACCUAUGCUCUCCUUGAAUACUAAUCUUAGUUACCUUUGUCUAACAAAACCUAAAGAUAACCAUACAUUACUUUGUGUAGAUUAUAGGCUGAUGGUUUGUAUAACAUAAAAUUAAUCCAGCUUUUCUUUUCAAUUUUGAUUUUUAGUACUGGUAUUCUACCCAGUCGGUACUAGAAUAUAUUUGUGGUAAAAAAUAAUAAACUGAAGAAAAAAUAAUAAUUGAUUUGAUGGGUAAAAUAAUAUGAUGCCAACUUAACCUCAAUAAUUUUAACUCAUUAUUUGAAAUGGAUGACUGUUAUUCAACCAAACUAUGCUUCUUUAAAUAAGAUGAAUAUAUGUAAAGUUAGGAUUUAGGUAAUACCUUAACCUUGUUCUUUUUUAUUCAAACACAUAGCUAGAAGAAAUGUGACAUAGUUUAAGUAGCAAAUCACCAGCUGUUACUGUAGUAUUUUUUAGUCAAUCUUCGAACAUCUCUGACAAUUACAAUGGGGAAAAACUGUUUGGCAAUUUAAAAAGUCCCUGAACUGAUACUGUAAACACCAUUACUAACAUGACUGAGAAAUUUAGAAACGUACACAUCAAAUGUCAAUACUAUGAAACCCAAAUUAAUAUUUUAGACCACUUAGAGGCUCAAAACAACUGGAGUGUAGUAUUCUAUUAACGAGGGUCACAAACAGCUCAUUAUUUUUCAGUUAACUGUUGAAAAAUUAUUUAGUUCAACUUUUUAGAUUAACUAAUAUUCAAAUGUGUGCCUUAAUGUUUGUCAACAACUAGGUUUGUCUGCUAUUCAAAGUGU